ACCGCUCACAACACAUCAACACAGUCUUGAACGCUUGAUGAAGUGUUUUUCUUUCAGCUGUUCAGAAACGCUUCUCAGAGAAUACAUCCAAACCACCGACAUAGACGUGUCGAAGCGUCUAUCAGCAUGUCAUCAUAUAGUUGUUCAUUGAGCAUCAAAGUUUUCUAAACUCUGAAGGCCGUGAGACACGUGAGGAAGACGGUCCACGAGGUUAUGACCUUUUCGCACCCCCACGAUGGGAGCAAAGCUGUCUGUGGAAGAUGAGCUGGCGCAAACGCCGGAGGUGCUGUCAACAAUCAGUGAUGAAAUUUUGCAGACAGAUCUUCCUCUGUGUGCAGCACAAAUUGGCACUGAACUCCAGAAGCAGUUUGCCACCCUACCAGGGGGCCGCGGGACUGAUGGCAGCCCCAUCGUCAUCUUCCCAGAAUUCCCAACUUUCUGCGAACUGGAAGAGGAUGAGAUCAAAAAUGUGCUUUACUACCUCACAACAGUGCCCAGCAUUGCCACAUCAGGAGUAGGAUUCAUUCUAGUCAUCGACAGGCGACUGGACCGAUGGGCCGCUGUAAGGUCUACCCUGCAUCGAAUCGCAGGCGCCUUCCCAGCGACUGUCAACUUGGUUCUGGUGUUGCGUCCCACCACUUUGCUGCAGCGGGCACUGUCAGACUUCCUCUUCAAGUUCAACAAGGAUGAGUUCAAAAUGAAGGUGGUCAUGCUGAGUUCGGUGACCGAGCUCCAUGCCUACAUCGACCCCGGACAACUAACAACGGAAUUGGGGGGCACACAAGAAUACUGCCAUGAAAGCUGGAUUUCCCACCGCACUGCAAUUGAAGCGUUUGCUCUGAUGGUGAAGACGACGGCUCACACUCUGCAGGCCUUUGGCACCGAGCUUGCAGAAACAGAAAUGCCCAAUGAUGCUGAGGCCACCACCAGCCUGCUGGACUUGCAUUCUCAAAAAAAAGACAAAAUGAAGGAGGACCUACAGGUGUCGCAAUCUCAGGGCGCGCGUCUAUUGGAGUGCAUCAACGAGCCUUUUCGGACUGACGCGGAAUACCUAAUGACCCAUGAUGAGCUGGAAAACCUCGCCACUGUGCAGCGACUCCUGGGUCAGCUGGACGAGACCGAGACAGCAUUUGACGAUUUCUGGGAACGCCAUCGCUCCAAGCUGGAACAGUGUUUGCAACUUCGAAGUUUUGAGCAGCACUUCCGUGAAGUGCGCUGCCAACUUGAUGCCACGUCGGAACGGUUGUGCGGUUUCUCAGAGGUCAGCGUAAAUCCUGUCCAUGCCGAGCACGUCCUCCGUGAGCUCAGCAGUCAUGAGGAAAAGGCCUGUGACGUUUUGGACUACGCCCUGUCACUUGCGAGCGAAGGCGACGGACUGAUGGAGAACGCUCAUUAUGCGGAGGACUCCAUUCGGCCGAAGUGCUGUGAGCUGAGGGCAGUGUGUGAGGAGAUCAGUUCAACUCUGAGGGACAAAAAGAGCUUUCUUCUAACAGCGAUGGAGCUCCACCAUGCCCUGGAGAAGGCCACCCGUUGGUGCGAAGAGGGGAUUUAUCUGCUGGCGAGCCAGCCAGUGGAUCGAUGUCAGUCUCAAGAUGGGGCUGAGGCUGCUCUCCAAGAAUUGGAACGAUACCUGGAAACCGCGCCGCUUCACACCCUCAUUGACUGCAGCGCCAUCUGCUGCCAAUAUAAAGCGGUGCUCACUACUCAACUCAGGGACCAGGUAGAGAGAGUUUUCCAGAAGCAAAGCUCUGUCCAGGAGAUGUUUGAGAAGAGACGCGUCAGCCUGAAAAAACUUGCCGCUAAACAGACACGACCAGUUCAGCCAGUGGCUCCAAGACCUGAAGUCAAGUCUCCACAGGCAUCUCCCAAUCAACAGAGAAAAGAGAGGAGAUACUCGGCAGAUAAUGCCCUUUGCAGAAAGGUUGAGUCUCCCGUAUCCAACGGUGGCACCAGACACGCCUCCCUGUCCGAGGAAGACGAAAACCUGGCUGUGCUGCGACGUCACGUGAUGAAUGAACUGCUGGAGACCGAGAGAGCAUACGUGGAGGAGCUUCUGUGCGUUUUAGAGGGCUAUGCGGCAGAGAUGGACAACCCCUCCAUGGCUCACCUCAUUCCCAGUAUGCUGCUGAAUAAGAAGGAUAUCCUGUUUGGGAACAUGUCAGAAAUCUAUGAGUUUCACAAGAGGACAUUUCUGAAGGAUCUAGAGGCUUACACGAACUGCCCCGAACUUGUGGGCCGCUGCUUCUUAGAAAGAAUGAAGGACCUCCAGAUCUACGAGGCUUACUGCCAAAAUAAACCUCGCUCUGAGAGUUUAUGGCGGCAGUGCUCGGAUUGCGCCUUCUUCCAGGAGUGUCAGAAGAAGUUGGAUCAUAAACUUGGAUUGGACUCCUACCUCCUUAAACCCGUCCAGAGAAUCACCAAGUACCAGCUGCUGCUGAAGGAGUUGUUAAAGUACAGUAAAGGUUGUGAUGGCUGUGACGACCUCCAGGAAGCUCUCACCUCCAUUUUGGGCAUCCUGAAAGCUGUUAACGACUCCAUGCACCUUAUUGCCAUCACAGGAUAUGAGGGUAACCUCUCAGAGCUGGGUCGUUUGUUGAUGCAAGGCUCCUUUAGCGUGUGGACAGAGCACAAGAAAGGACAUGCCAAGGUCAAGGACCUGGCCAGGUUUAAGCCCAUGCAGAGGCAUCUGUUCUUGCACGAGAAGGCCCUGCUCUUUUGCAAGAAGAGGGAGGAGAAUGGCGAGGGAUAUGAAAAAGCUCCAUCUUACAGCUUCAAACACUCUCUCAAUAUGAGUGCAGUGGGAAUUACAGAGAGCGCUAAAGGAGACAACAAGAAGUUUGAGGUUUGGUGUAAUUCACGAGAGGAAGUUUUUAUUGUCCAGGCUCCAACGCCUGAGAUCAAAACAUUGUGGGUGAAUGAGAUCCGCAAAGUUCUCACCCAACAGCUGAAAGCCUGCAGAGAUGCCAGCCAGCAGAAGAGCUGCGACUCCCCAAACCACACCACCAACUCCUCUGUCUCGCUCAGCCCCUUUCGGAGCAACAGUCAAAAGAGCCAAAAAAAGCAGGAGGAAAAGAAGGCGGAGGCGAUCGCUGUGUCCGACAACUCUUUGCCGGCCAAACACAAAGAUGAGACGGUGACAAUUCCAACCGCGGACAGGUCGUCACUGACUAAAAAGCGUUUUACUUUGCAGGGCUUCAGCACGCUCAAGAGUCCAAAAGGCUCGGGCAUGAGCCCAGAGCACAGUGCCAAGCGCCACUUGGUCAAGAGCGACCCGACUCCAUUUGGGUUCAAAGGCUUGACCAAAGUGUCGCUCUCAGUGGAUGCCUCUGAGGAGAAUGAUGGCUACUCCAGUGGCGAGGAGCCAUUGAACUCUGACACUGAGUAUGAUGCAGUACAGAAGCUGAUUCCAGGGAGAUACACAGUGGUAGCAGACUCCGAGAAUGCGGGACCUCAGGAGCUGCCAGUCAAGAGCGGAGAUGUGGUGCAGCUCAUCAGAGAGGGAGAGGAGGGCCAGUGGUUUGUGAGGAACCUUCGCAGCAGCAAGGAGGGCUGGAUGGCACAUGCAAACCUACUUGGCUUAAUCGCUGAGUCCAAGUCAUCUCAGUCACUCAGCAGCUCAGAUGACAGUGUCUCUGGAAACCUUAGCACUUCCUCCAGCUGCAGUGAAACCUACACCAGCUUCUCAGACAUCAAACCCUGACCUAUCCACCAGCACCACAGAAAACCAAGUGUUGCGACAUCAGCCAUCGUCACCAGUGUUUCAGCUGAGUGUUACGUGCUACUGACAGUCUCUAUGUGUUCGCCUAUGUAGCAUUAAUGUGGACACGUCUCAAGAAUGUCUGCAUGAGAGUUUUUUUUUGGGGUGUACCACUGGCAGUGAGUCACAGCGAACACAGUUCAGAAGUGGCAUUUAGUGUCCCGUGUUGAUCAACAUUGUGACCACUGGCAACGAGCUGCUACCAGCAUAUGCUGCCCUGCAGCUCAAGGGCAUAAAGAGUCCUCAAAACGUAAAUCCGAAUCGGCUUCUCUGAGAUUUGCAGCUGUUGCCAUGAAUAUUGAAUGCCACACUGCUGGACUCAUCAGCACCACCUGGUGGUCAGACCCCUCUUUACCUUCCACCCAGUAAUCCGAGAGGAUGCGGACCUUGUUCCUUUGAGAGCGCUCCCCGGGCUCGCCUCCCAGCUGCUCCGGAUUAACCUCUGAGGCAACACGGGGCCGGCAGGUGUGACUACAUUCCAGCUCCACUUGGAUUUAAAUCUUUAGUGUGCACAUUCCUGCACAUCUACACGCAAAUAUGUUUUUCUGAACAAAUUGUACAUGCUUGCGUCACAGACCCAAAACACCAUGUUGAAAUGCAUAGUACACUCAAGAAAUUGUUUCAGAUUUUGCUUAUCUAUUUCCGGUUUGCCCUUACAAACAGGCAAUACAUAAAAACAGGCUUUGUCCCAUUGUGCUGCUCCCAGCCCAACUAUGGCAUGUGACGGUAGUCACUUCUCUCCAAGCAACUAGACCAAGACCAGCUCAGCUUGUUUGUUCCAUCUGCCUCCCAACCAUCUACUUUCUUGACUAUACAGUCCUGGCAUAUGCUAGCUGACGGACAGGUGCCAACAAAAUAUUAAUUUAUGUUUGAGAGUCACAUCAAGAACGGCACUAACAUGGGUCCGAAGAAGCUGGUUAUGAUGCACCUCACCUUUCGGCAAGCGCCGUGAGAAACAUAAGGAACCUUUGCUACCAUCGACAAUGAUUCAUGCCUCUUACCUUGUUUUAUAAGGUCAACCAUUUUUUACAACCCUCUAUUUUUACUGUCCUCACAUGGUUGUUGACCAUUCAUGUUAUGUGACGUGCCUAAAUCCAUUGCAGCUCACCAAUGUAGUAAAAUUAGCACCGCCUGUUCAUUUCUUGGAACCAGGUUUAUUUUCUUGUGACAAUUCAAUGUGACAUUUAUCAGCGCUCUGAAUAAUCCUUGCUGUUUUUGUUGAAAAACAUAUGAAGCUAUUUUUUUUCCUCAGUCCAACGUAAUUGUCCAGCACAGAAUGCAUGUUGUCCCUGUGGAAAUGCACAGCAAAUCUCAAACUGUGUCUGUGACUGUGUUUUGCUCAUUCUAAUAGAGAAAUGUCAGUCUUGUACUGUAUUCUGUCAAAUACCUCACCUAAUUCUCUACAGCUUGCUAGUCAUGAAGAGAAUAUUUUUUGUUAGUCUCUCCCCCAGAAAACAUUUUAGCAGUCAUUGUUGUGUAUUUGGAGUGUUUAUUUUCUGCCCUCAUAUGAAAGCUGACGCAGGCACACGUCAUUAGUGUUUGAUCACGGUCACACAAUUAUUUGUACUGUCAACACGCAGGCUGGAGAGAGAUUUUGUUUAUAUUUUGUACUUUCUUUUUACACUGCACAUUACAGCAACCACAGUCUUUAUUUUCGUACUGUAUAUCUACUGAUUAUGGUAUUGAUAUGAAGCUAUUAUAUCUGUAUAUUUGUAAAUAUGUAAGUCUGUAUUGUAUGUAAAAUCAAAAGCAGCUUUAAUAAACUCAGAUGGUUUCCUUUA
Molecule: messenger RNA, 5538 nt
Organism: Hippocampus comes (tiger tail seahorse)
Lineage: Eukaryota; Metazoa; Chordata; Actinopteri; Syngnathiformes; Syngnathidae
Gene: mcf2la
Product: mcf.2 cell line derived transforming sequence-like a
Exons: 33
Coding region: 236-3700 (1154 amino acids)
Biological process (GO): positive regulation of Rho protein signal transduction; intracellular signal transduction
Cellular component (GO): cytoplasm
Molecular function (GO): protein binding; guanyl-nucleotide exchange factor activity
Source: RefSeq, a predicted model, not a curated record